AUGUCGAAUGAGUAUAAAAAAAUACCAAUUGAAGGUCCCACUGGUUAUGGGACCAUGUCACUUACAAUGAGAUCAGAGAGACUUGAUAAUCAGGAUUGUUUUGAUGCAAUUAACAAAGCUCUUGAGCAAGGUAUUACAUUCUUUAAUGUGGGUGAGUUUUACGGUGAUGAUAAGGACCGAUUCUUGAAUCUUAAGCUAUUCAGGGAGUAUUUUGCGAAAUAUCCCCAGAACAGGGAUAAAAUGACGAUAUCCGUGAAAGGAGCAAUUGAUCCAAAUACAUUUAUACCUAGUAACACUCCUGAAGAGCUUACAAAAUCCAUCAAGCAUAUUGCAAGUUACUUCCCCGAUAAUAAAUUUGACAUUUUCGAGCCUGCCAGAAUGGAUAAUAUUCAUUCUCCCGAGGAGGUGUUUAGUUUCUUAAAGCGUUUUGUUGAUGACGGGACAAUUAAGGGUCUUUCCAUCUCUGAAGUUAACGGCAAAACUGUUUCCAGAGCAUUGAGUGUGUUUCCUGCAUUGAGUUGCGUUGAGGUUGAAUAUUCGAUGAUGCAAACGGACAUUUUGACAAACGGUGUGAAUGACGUGUGUCGCAAGCAUGGAAUUCCGAUUAUUGCGUACUCACCUCUUGGAAGAGGAUAUCUCACAGGAAGUAUUCGGAAGAUUGAAGACAUUCCAAAAGGUGAUUUCAGGAGAAGCAUUGGAAGAAUGUCAAGUGAUGAAGUUCUUAAAGCUAAUUUUGCCGUUGUUAAACUGGCACUUGAUUACGCUGAGAAAAAGAAUUGUACGGCAGCCCAAAUCGCACUUGCAUGGAUUCGCAAGCAUAAUGAAUUUCCAGAGAAAUAUGCGCAUAUCGUGCCAAUACCAUCUGGAUCGUCAGUUAAAAGAGUUACCGAAAACAGCACUCUUGUUAAAUUGACCGAUGAGGAGUUUGCUGAUAUGAAUGAGAAGAUCUCGAAGUUCGAUAUAAAAGGUCUAAGAUAUAACGAGUAUGAGGAGCAGUACUUAAACUUGUGA
Molecule: messenger RNA, 1011 nt
Organism: Brettanomyces bruxellensis
Lineage: Eukaryota; Fungi; Ascomycota; Pichiomycetes; Pichiales; Pichiaceae
Exons: 1
Coding region: 1-1011 (336 amino acids)
Cellular component (GO): cytoplasm
Source: RefSeq, a predicted model, not a curated record